AUGGCUUCUUGGUGUUGCAUCCUUAUUCUUUACUUCCUGUUUCCUCCGUCUCCUAACAUCACAACAAAUUUCGCUUCUGGUGCACCAACUCAAUUAACCAACGUCUACCCUUUCCCAUGCUCCGAUCACAUCAAGACGUGCAGCGCUUUCCUCUAUCAGCACAACAGUCUCUCAAAACAGAGUAUCACCAAAUUUUACUCUAUCAAUGCAUCAGCAAUCGAGCCGAUUAGCUAUGAUGACAGACAAGACUACCUAGUAACUGUACCUUGCACUUGCAAAGAUGUUGAUGGAACUGUUGGAUAUUUCUACGACACGAGUUACAAGCUGCAGCUAAACGAUACAUUUGCAAAUGUUUCUAAUGAUAUUUAUAGUGGACAGGCUUGGAAAGUGGGAGGAGAAGAAAAGUACCAGGCUGGGGAUUUUGUCACUAUGCAUCUCUUGUGUGGAUGUGUGGAUGAUGAAGAAAAAACUGUGGUGACAUAUACUAUUCAGCAGCUUGAUACUUUGUCAAGUAUUGGAGAUUCACUUUCUUCUCAAGUCAGUGACAUAGAGAACUUGAACCCUUACUUGACAAGUCCACAGUUUGUAGAUGUUGGAUGGCUGAUAUAUGUGCCCAUGUACAAAAAUGGAGUUCCAGCUCUACCAAGGACCGGUUAG
Molecule: messenger RNA, 657 nt
Organism: Lycium barbarum (goji berry)
Lineage: Eukaryota; Viridiplantae; Streptophyta; Magnoliopsida; Solanales; Solanaceae
Product: lysM domain receptor-like kinase 3
Exons: 1
Coding region: 1-657 (218 amino acids)
Biological process (GO): innate immune response
Molecular function (GO): transmembrane receptor protein kinase activity
Source: RefSeq, a predicted model, not a curated record